GCCAUCAUUGCCAUCAUUGCCAUCAUUGCCAUCAUUGCCAUGGUCUGUCUAACUCUACCCUCCCUACCGUUGCAAAAGGUGGACACAUCCCUACUCUACAGGAAACCUUCAAGGAUAGCUUUCUCCCCAUAUAGUGGGCGAGCCAAGGGUACAACACGUCGACUCUCACUCAUCUUACAUAUGCUAUCUUACAUAUGUCGUGCGCGUGCCAGGGUGUGCAAGUCCUACCUUCCUCUGUUCCCGCUGGUCUAUGUUCCCGCCGGUCUAUCAAACUCCGUGAGUCCCUGGAGCUGCAUUCCCCUUCCCCUUCAGUAUCCAUCUCUUGGUAAUAGCACCCAUUAGCCAGCCCAUAUCGAACCUUGGCAAACUCGCCUGCAAUGUCUCAACACGGCGCGGGCAGCUCUAGCACCUAGCUGUCCAUCCCGUUAGCUCCUCGUCGACCUCACGGAGGCGUUUGAAACGUGAUAGGUCGUCAUAGAGGCACUACAUAUGCAGCCACCCACGCAUCAUGGCCCACCAAGCGCUGUUCUGAUGGUUGCGAAAGUCUGGGACAGACAUAAUUCGCGGUUCCUCAACGUCCUCAAUGCGCAGAAAACCAAGCCCUGUCCCCCAUCAGUCGGCGACUCCGUGCCCCCGACUGAGGAUGACAGGGACAGGACAUAUGACGAGCAGCGACGAGAUGGAGGGAAUAUCAGAAUCGACGCCGGUUGGGAUGGAACCGUUCGGGUCAUCCGCCGACCUGUCCCCUGGACGCCCAAUCAGGGCCUUAAACUCGUGCCACCCUACCAGCCGCAAACUGCCGUGCGUGUCCCCUCCCUUUCGUCCUAUCUGGGCCGAUGAGGGUUAGGCCAUUUUGGCACCAUCGUAUUCAUCCUGUUCACAAGAACAGCCAUCUCCACAGAGUGUGCUGAGACAGUUGCUCUCACAUGCAAGUCACAUGCCCCAUUAAUCUACUCGAGUUGAGAAGUGAUACCAGUAGUUUGUGCUUGUAGAAUCUCUCUUUUUGACUCCAUUUCUAAGCAACUUUCAUGUUGAAAGUCAUGAUAUAGCCAUCGUGUCUGUCUGUGAUAGCUCCAACUAAUUAAGCACCCUCAUUAUAACCAUAGCUCCUGCAACCCGCGUCUAUUAUGCCCAAUACUCGUCAGUGGUUCAUGCAGCCCAAGUACUCAACGCGAAUCCCCCUUCUUGUGAUAAAACAUUUGUUUCACCCCGACCUGCAGCUCUCCCAGUAAAGCCAUCAGCCAACCUCCACCCCAGAGGGGGCGUCCAACCCCAAAAUCCC
Molecule: messenger RNA, 1282 nt
Organism: Pseudogymnoascus destructans
Lineage: Eukaryota; Fungi; Ascomycota; Leotiomycetes; Thelebolales; Thelebolaceae
Exons: 1
Coding region: 490-840 (116 amino acids)
Source: RefSeq, a predicted model, not a curated record